Bactrocera dorsalis (oriental fruit fly) is the source of this 1182-nucleotide messenger RNA. RefSeq lists its product as uncharacterized. Gene Ontology annotation, biological process: regulation of transcription by RNA polymerase II. Gene Ontology annotation, molecular function: DNA binding. The record is from RefSeq and is a predicted model, not a curated record. NCBI's taxonomy places the organism in Eukaryota, Metazoa, Arthropoda, Insecta, Diptera, Tephritidae. Gene Ontology annotation, cellular component: nucleus; transcription regulator complex. Bases 165 to 956 code for a protein of 263 amino acids. The transcript has 3 exons.
CGAAACAGAAACAGAAUGCCCACCAACAGAAAUAAUCAUAAAUUCAUAUACAGUAAACUUAACGUUACCAACUACAGAAAUUAUCAUUUCAGCAACAAUAGCAGAAAUAAAGCAGUAUAAUAAUUAUUUGUAUUGUUUGUGUUGUGAAGUUUUUUUUACAAAUUAUGACGAAAAUUAAGUUUACUACUGAGGAUGUGGAGAAAAUAAUAGAUUUCGUAAGAAAUCACGAAAUUCUUUAUAAUAAGCGCCACAAAGACUUCCGUGAUAGAGAGAAGAAACAACGCUUGUGGCUUGAAAUAGCAGAGCAGCUCGAUAUUACAGCUGAAGCCGUUAAGGGAAAAUGGACUACCAUGCGAGAUUACUUCAUGCGCACCAUAGAUAAGCGAGGCAAUGGCUCGGUAGCGCCACUUACUAAACGAGACGAAUCACUUAAGUUCUUAUUGGACACUUCCCCGCAGAAGAAACCAAGCAUGAAAGCAAACACUAGACCUUCAAAGCAGCACACUGACAGCGCUAAGGUACGCAACACCGUAUUAACAACGAAAAAUGAACGCACGCCAGCAGCGCCACCCGUAGAAUCCGCACGACGUGCAGGAAAACGAACCAGAACUGUUGCCGAAAUCCAGCAAACUACACCGCCAGAAUUAAUUAGCAAAAAACGUGCAACUUUGGUGGAACCUUUACCGCCUAAGCCGUCGAAAACGCCAAAAUUAGCGCAGAAUAACAGUUUGCAAAUCUUUUUCGAAUCUAUUGCCAGCACUAUGCGCACAUUCCCGCCAUUGUCGAUUGCGAAAGUGAAAUUGCAAAUCUCACAGCUAGUGGGCAAUGAGGAAAUUGCUUUGGCUGAGCGAAACGCCAAUACUGAGGUGUUCUAUCUGACAAAAAAUCAAAUAGUCUAUGAAAGUGAGAAGGAAGCCGAAGUUGAUUAUGAUUCCAACAAUGAAUCGGUUGUUUAAAUACUGAGUAAUAUGUACAUGUGUAUGUUUAUAAUUAUUAAUUUUUUGUAUAUUAAGCAAAUCGUAUAACUGCAUUGACUAUUCUGCUUCUGCGUGAAUUUCAGCGAAAGCAGAAUCUGUUGCUGUUAUAACUGAAUACUGUACUGACCUGUUGCUCAAAAUAAGCCGAUAACGUAGCAUAUUUCCAUAUGUAAAUAUUAUACAUAUAUGUUUUGCUGUUUAAAAU